AUGUUUCCACCCUCCUCCUCCCCUGUAACCCCAGCCCUGGUAGCCCCAGCAAGCCCCCACUCCCCCUCCCUUAGCCUCCGUAACCACCAUGCCAUCCUGGAGGCGGCGGGGCCCAGCCAUGUGGCCAUCAACGCCAUCUCUGCAAACAUGGACUCCUUCGCCCGCGGACGCACGGCCAUCCUCAAGAAACAGCCCAGCCACAUGGAGGCUGCACACUUUGGGGAUCUGGGUAUGUGCCUCCAGUAUUCUUCUGAUUUGUCUCAUAGUUUUCAGGGAAUGUAUUCAGAGUAGGAGUGCUGAUCUAGGAUUAGGUGACCCCUCUUAUUUAUUAUAAUUUAAAAGGCAAAACGUAUCCUAGAUCGGUAACAAAAAAAGGUUAUUUAGAGUGAUUUGAAUGGAUGAGCGCUUUCUCUUUUAAGUUCUCUCCUUUUGACUGGAUUGUGUGUGCCCAUGCUUCAGCGAGUUGAUACAAUGUGAUAAUAGUAGCUGGUGGACAUGGUGCUGGUGGAAUGGGUUUAACUACCAACGGGCCUGGCCUUUCUACAAGCGAUUGGUUGAAUGCUAAUCCUGCGACGCACUCGCUCCAACUUCCUGCAUGAGUUAGCCUUUUGACCAACCAGCACACUACCAGCAAAGCUUUUUAGUAUGACUCAUAAUUAGGGCCCCAAGUUUUUCCUGAGGGACCACAUGACCUGAUCAGGAAAACUCCUUAUAACGCAUGCAUCAUACUGCAGGGAUUUUUAUGCCGUUGUAAUCCUUGGGCUGGCCGCCAAAGCGUUUUUUCACGUCACCUAAGUCCAAACAGUGUAAAAAAUUAAUUGUAAACACAUUUUCGGGAUGGAAAAACACUUUAGUGUGAACUUAAACGACUAAGACCAAAUAUAAAGUAUGUAGAAAAGAUAAUUGACCUAUAAAUGUUUUAAUAUUAUAAUCUUUAAGAACUAACAAUCGCCAAAAUAAAAGCUAGACAGUCAGGGAGAAUAAAAAAUUCCCAAAACAAUUAAUUUAGUAGUAUUAAUUGAAUUAUGUUAGAGCAAAAGAAGCCAAGGCAAAAUGCAUAGAAUUGCAGGAAACUCUUUAAAACUGAAAAAUAAAUUAUUGGCUACACAUUUUUUGAAUUAGUGCAAUGACUGGAAGUAUAUGGGUAUCUACAGAUACCCAUAGACUUCCAGUCAUUGUGCUAACGCUAGUUAGCAUUGGCUCGCAAAACUACCUCUUAACUUUCUUCAUACUGGACACAGAGACCUACAAAUUACAUUUACAUUUACGUGGGCGGCAGGUGGCUUAGUGGGCAAGAGCGUUGUGCCAGUAACCGAAAGGUCGCUGGUUCUAAUCCCCGAGCCGACCAGGUGAAAAAUCUGUCGAUGUGCCCUUGAGUAAGGCACUUAACCCUAAAUUGCUCCUGUAAGUCGCUCUGGAUAAGAGCGUCUGCUAAAUGACCAAUUUAUUUAUUUAUUUAUUUUAUCCAGAGCGACUUACAAAUUGGUGCAUUCACCUUAUGAUAGCCAGUGGGACAACCAACAUUUUAAUUUUGAAGGUAUAUUUGUAAUUUUCAUUUGUUUUAUAUAUAUAUAUAUAUAUAUAUAUAUAUAUAUAUAUAUAUAUAUAGGGUUUUUUGUUUUGUUUUUAUUUUAGUGUUUUUUAAAUCUUUAUUUUAUUAAUGUUCCUUUUUUUGUUAUUAUAUAUAUAUAUAUAUAUUUUUUUUUGUGGGGGUGGGGUGGGGGGGGGGGGGGGGGGGGGUAGAAGGAUUACAGAGACAUAAAAAUGGUAUCCACUAGUUCAUCUGACUUUUGGGAAGUAGAUGAAGGGCCUCAUUGCCAAAAUCCCAAAGUAUCCCUUUAAAAAUGCUAACAUUUCACUACAUCACCAAGAUGGGGGCCUCAAAGAUUUUAAAAUUCUAAAAUGUAUCCACCCCGUAGGGCCGACCACGCUCAUUGCCAUGCCCUCUGUCACGUCCCCUGCCAUGCCCACCACCUAAGCCCCCUUUUUAUCCAGAAAAAACCCUGUACAGAGAAGUUUGCUGGGCCCUAAGUUAAUUAAAUGGCUACCCAAACUUUCUGCUUUUCACCCCUUACCUACAUGUACAUAGUACUUCAAUCAAUCACCUAACCUAACCAAACCUACAUGUACAUAUUACCUCAGUCAAUCACCCCAACUACCUCAUAUCCCAGUACGCUGACUCGGUACUGGUACUCCUUGUAUAUAGCCUGUAUAUAGCCUCGUCAUUGUUAUUUUAUUGUGUUACUAUUUUAUUUUUAUCCAUUUGUCUAAUUUUCUUAAUUUUUAACUGCAUUGUUGGGAAAGGGCUUGUAAGUAAGCGUUUCACUGUAAAGUCAACACUUGUUGUAUUCAGUGCAUGUGACAAAUACAAUUUGAUUUGAUUAUGAUACAUAAGAACUCCCUAAAUCUUCUUUCCUCUGAAGAUGAUGGCUAUUUAAAUCAAGCAUUUCAUAAGUGGGUAGAUAUCAGGCACUAGUUUUAUAGUGCCACAGCAGCCAGCUAUACCAUUAAUGUUUAUGAUAGUGCUGAGUGACAGCACCUGCUGGGACAGGUCAUUUAGUUACCAGUGACGGUGAGUCAGAGGGAGGGGGUGGUUGAACCAGUGGUGCAGCAUUGAGCCCUGGCCUUGGAAUGCAGUAGGGUAGGGUGACUAUACUGUACUACACUGACUGGACCCGAGACAGUACUCUGAGGGUGUGAACUCUUGUACAGGAGCAAGGGAGAGAGAAAGGGAGGGAAGGAUAGGGAGAGAGGAUGGGCGGGCGGGAGGGAGAGAGGAGGAGGAGGGGCGGGAGGGAGGGAGAGCUGAGCUGCUGGUUAACAGUCACACGUGGCAGCCUGCCCACUCUCUGGAGCUGAUACUAGGAGCACACAAAACACCAGCUCACUGUUUAGUGCUCCUACUCUAGUCCAUUAUGUAAUGGAGGCCUCCAGCCAGGCUUCAGUCAUACAUUCACAUGGCCUCCCUGAUCAUAUGAUCUGUGAACUGUGCCAUAGUUGAAUAGGUUUUAGAUAGAUUUUUUGAUAAGUAUAUUUUUUUAUGGAUGAUCGUGUAUGGUUUUACAGUGGUUUCAUUCAGUAUGCUGUGGUCCGCUGUCUGUUUAGGCUGGGUUAGACUUUGUAAGAAUGGAUGAUGUUAAAAGGGCUUUAUAAAGACAUUUGAUCGAUUGAUGGUUUGAUUGAUUUGUUCAUUGUGUGUUUCAGAACGGUCCAGUGUGAUCAUACUGUAUGGUUGUAUAGUGGUUUUAUUCAGUGUUGUGGUGUGUUUCAGGGCACUCUAGUGUGAACUACCUGGCCUCUGAGACGCGUUCACGCCUGUCUAAGACGGUGGACCAGAUCCUGCGGGACAACGUGGCCAUGCCCUACUACAUCCAGUUCCAGGAGGCCCGUGGGUCCGACCACCUGGUCCGCUUUUGGCUGGAGGCAGAGAGCUUCCGCUCCACCAGCUGGUCCCGGGUCCGGGCCAACAGUCUCAACUCCGUCAAACACAGCUCCCUGGCCGAGCCUGCCUCCACCCCUGUCUCCCCCGACCCCUCCUCCACCCCAGACAUGGACCCACCCUCUGUCCCCAUGCCCCCCUCCUCCCGCCCCCUUACACCCAGCCCCCAGGACAUUAACAGUAACAGUAGUGAAGGCCCCACUGCGCAGCUCGUCCACAGGGACUCCUUUAGCUCUAUAGUGGAUCAGAGGCCAGGCACCCCCAGCAGGGAAGACACCCCCACCAGGCAGCACUCCAGGACAGGGACCCCCUUCAAGCUGCAGUCCACCCACGCCCUCAAGGAGCUCUCAGACAAGCUCAUGAAGAGUAUGUUUGACUGGUCUUCAUAAAUACAUAUGUAAAUAAAAAUCUGCUCUUAAUUUACCUGUACAAAUAAUGGUUAAGUAAGUAGCCUGGAGUCUCUCAGAGCCGGCUGGUGGUGAAUGUUACAGAGAGAUGCUAUGGCUGUUCUCACAAUCCUUUUUGUGAGUUGGGCCAUAAUUUGUGUGUUUGUGUGUUUGUGUUGGGCCAUAAUGUCUGUACCAUAAUUUAUCUAUAUGUUUACCUUACUAUUAUGAGUGCAUAACCCCCUGACUAGAAAAGGCUAGUAUAUUAGCUAUAUUUGUUCUUAUCUCCACCAUGUGAAACAACUGGCUGUGAGAAUAACAACAUCAAUUUGUUUUAAUUGCACAUUUGAGGUAACAAUAUCUGAGUUGUACACAGUUUAUGACACCUGUGACAGACCGUUAACCAUCUUCUCCUGUGUGUUGUAGGUAUCGAGAGAGAUGCAGUGAACAUCUUCACCAAGUACAUCUCUCCAGACGCUGCUAGGCCCAUCCCCAUCACAGAACAGAUCAGAAACGACAUAGUCGGUAAGAAAUUAGUACCGCCACCUGUUUUCCAUUAGUAUUGACUUUGACUGUAAGACAGUGCAGUCUCUGUGUGUACUGUAUGAGUAUUUUAUCAGAACUGUAUGAGUACUGUAUGCAUUCCUAUGAAUGUUAGACCUAGUAGGAAUGUUGCAACCAAUGUUAAAGAUCAAAUCAGCCCUAAUCCUCGUCUGUGAAGUAUAUUUAACUACGUUUCAGGAGAACUAUUUUGUGGAUGAAUUGAUAAUCUGUUGUGUGAUUGUGACUGUUUUUGUCCCUUUCUCCACUUUGCCAGCUAAAAUCUGUGGCGAGGAUGGAAUGGUGGACCCAAACUGCUUUGCCAUUGCACAGUCAGUCGUCUUCUCCAUCAUGGAACAACAGUACGUUUUAGAUUUUCCAGUCUUCAUGUUCUAGUAUCCAUUGAAAGAUUGACCAUUUCUCAUCUGUAAGGAUCAUUAUUUGUCUCCUAUGAUUAUAGUGUAACCACUGUUCUCUUAUACACCAAUCCACUCUUAUAUCAUAAAUGUAAAUGUAAUCACAUAUAAUUUAUAUUUCCCAGGCACUUUAGUGAAUUCUUGCGCAGCCAUCAUUUCUGUAAGUACCAGAUCGAAGUGUUGACCAGUGGCUCGGUGUUUCUGGCAGACAUCUUGUUCUGUGAGUCGGCCCUAUUCUACUUUUCUGAGGUGAGAGCAACAGCUGGACCCCACAAUUGAUGUUGUUUAAACACAACCACAGUAUGUUGUCAAGUUCAUUAAUAUUCAUUGCUGUUUUAUUCAUUGGUGUUAUUGCUAUUAGUGCUACUGGUGUUUCUAUUCUAUUUGUUUAUAUUCUAUUAUUCUCUAUUCUAUUCUAUUUUACUUUAGUGUCAAAUGGUAGGUGUUAAUAGAAGUGUCAUUGGUGAUAAAGCAAUAUGGUGUCUGUCUGUGUGUCUCCCCAGUACAUGGAGAAGGAGGAAGCUGUGAAUGUCCUGCAGUUCUGGCUGGCAGCAGACAACUUUCAGGACCAGCUGGCUGCUAUGGCUGGCCAGUACGACGGUCAGGAGGCCCAGAAUGAUGCCAUGAUCCUCUAUGACAAGUAAGACAUCGGUUUCUUUAUAAUAUACACUGUGGCCAGUUUUUUAGGUACCCCGUUCACAAAAAUUGUUUGCUCCUACAGACAGUGAAUCACGUGGCCGUGGUUUGCUAUAUAAAGCAGGCAGACAGACAUCGAGGCAUUCAGUUACUGUUUGAUUGAACAUUAGAAUGGGCAAAACAAGUGACCUAAGCGACUUUGAGCGUGGUAUGAUCGUCGGGGCCAGGCGCGCCAGGUUCAGUAUCUCAGAAACGUCCGCCCUCCUGGGCUUUUCACGCACGACAGUGUCUAGGGUUUACCGAAGAUGGUGUGACAAACAAAAAACAUCCAGUCAGCGCCAGUCCUGUGUGCGAAAACAGCUCGUUGAUGAGAGAGGUUGAAGGAGAAUGGAAAGAAUCGUGCAAGCUAACAGGCAGGCUACAAACAGACAAAUAACGGCGCAGUACAACAGUGGUGAUCACCAACACUGGACAAUUGAGGAGUGGAAAAACAUUGCCUGGUCCGAUGAAUCACGGUUCCUGUUGCGUCAUGCUGAUGGCAGAGUCAGGAUUUGGCGUAAGCAGCAUGAGUCCAUGGACCCAUCCUGCCUGGUGUCAACGGUACAGUCUGGUGGCGGUGGUGUACUGGUGUGGGGAAUGUUUUCCUGGCACACGUUAGGUCCCUUGAGACCAAUUGAGCAACGAUUGAACACCACUGCGUAUCUGAACAUUGUUGCUGACCAAACCCAUUGGAGCAGUGGUCUCCAAGGCAUUCCUAGUCGAUCACCCAAAAUGUUGGUAAAAACCCAACGAUAAACCCUUGCGUUCCUAUUUUGUUUUUAUUUGUUUUGCGCUGUUGGCGGUAGGUGCACUUGAUUUAACAGCCCUAGCGGCAGGAAGGCAAAGUGUUCCCAUUUUGAACCAUUUCAGGUGUCUGAAUGUAGAACUCCACCUACCCAGCAGGCUCAGAGAGCAAAUCAAGUGCACCUAUAGGCCUACCGCUGGCCAAUGAGAGCUCAGAUCACCGUGUUUCACUUUCUCUGAUCAUAGGAGUAACAACAUUAAUUGGUACAUGAAGCAGAAAUAAUGCAGUGCGACUUGAGUUUCGCCAUCAGCUGGAAGACUGUGUCCCCUUUUCUCAGCUGAGAGGAGGUACGGUGAGUCGGGUAAGAGGCAGCCUCACCGCUGCUCCCUCCCUCAGACUGACCAUCAGAUGCAGGCCAUCAGUCAGUAAAAAAAUAAAAAAGAUUAAGCUCACUCAGUUGUGCCUCACAAGUAAUACAACAAAUGAUCUGUUACCAGUGUGAUCAUAUAUUUAAAUGUGUAAAUAUAAUUUCAAAAUGGUCUGAGAAGAACAACAUUGGCAGGGCAAUUCAAGCUUAGUCAAUAUGCAGUGAUAAUGUAUUGGGCCUAUAGCCUACUGCACAAACCUUACUGCUACAGAACUGUUUUCAAUUGAUUAAUGUUGCAUAGGCUUAUAAAAUAUUAAGUCCUGUUGAAAAAUAAUCUUUCCUUGCAUUUUGACUCAGAAAGUGAUCUUGACUCAGAAAAGGUGGGUGACCACUGCAAUUGAGCGUCUUUGGGAUGAUAUGGAAUGGGCUGUUCCGCCGUCCAAUCUGCAGCAACUGUGUAAUGCCAUUGCAUCAGCAUGGACCAACAUCCCUGUGGAACAUUUGCGACACAUUGUAGAAUCCAUUCCCCGGAGAAUUCAGGCUGUUCUGGAGGCAAAAGGGGUCCGACCCGGUACUAGAUGGGUGUACCUAAUAAACUGAGUGUAUUUGUCUUAACAAUAUCUUUGCUUUCACACCAUCUUUGCCUUUACACUAUAUUUGUCUUUGAAAUAUAUUUGCCUUCACAAUAUCUUUGCCUAAACACCUCAGCAUUACUCAGUAUGGAAUGUUUAUUUGGACACCAGUUUAAUAAUGGUGGGAUCUGUUUCCUCCCCAGGUAUUUCUCACUCCAAGCCACCAACCCUCUGGGUUUCGAUGACUCUGUGCGGAUGGAGAUAGAGUCUAAUAUCUGCCGGGAGGGAGGGCCUCUACCAGACUGCUUCACCACUCCUCUCAGACAGGCCUGGACCACCAUGGAAAAGGUGAGGGGUUGAAAGUCACACAGUAACAUUGUACUUUAAAAAAAUCAUAAUUUAGCUGAUAUUCUUAUCCAGAGAGACUUACAGGAGCAAUUAGAGUUAAGUGCCUUGCUCAAGGGCACAGACAUAUUUUUCACCUAGUCGGUUCUGGGAUUCAAACCAGAGACCUUUCAGUUACUGGCCCAACGCUCUUAACCUGGGUCAAAUACAUUUGUUGGUACGGGACACACAUAGGGGUCACUCUGCAAACUCACAACUGUAAAAUCACUAGGAAAUCAGCUUUAAAAACAACAACAUUCGAUUGAACCAUGAGGUUUAGAUUACCAGUGACAGGCCUUUGGGGUUAUUGAAGAUAGUGGUACCAGAGCAAUAAAUAUAUAAAGAUUUGGCUCUGAGUUACCAUGUUGUUGCCAAAGGCUAGGGAUGAUGCUGAAACACUUUGCCAUGCUCUGAAGAAAACGGAAGUCCUUCAUGACUGAAAAGCAUGACCCUCUGGCAUUUUUAAGUUCAACUUUGCUAAUGUGAAGUUCAUGUCAUUUUUCUGCCCUCAGGUCUACAUGCCAGGCUUCCUGUCGAGUAACCUUUACUACAAGUAUCUGAGUGACCUUAUCAACUCUGUCCGAGCGGAUGAGUUUGUGCUGGCCAGCGCUCCCGGUCAAGGCGUGGCCCCGGAUGGUGACCGCUGCACCAAUGCUACCGAGGGGUCUCAAGCCCAGGUAGAUAACCCCACACCUGACCUGCUCACACCCUGAACUUUCGCUUUACAUCGACUGACAUUUUCCUCAUUUCAUGAGACCUUUAGAAAAGUUUGUCUACGUGCACUCGAAUGAAUGAAUGUUCAACAGCAUUAGCACUUGUACCUUUGUCUGUGGUCCGUUUUCCCUCCUGAACCGUUUAGGAGAUAAGGAACUUAGAGUAAAUAGCUUAAUACGUGGAAUAUUACUCCCUCUAGUUCUUCUAACUGUGCAAAGUAUUAUAUUUUUUCUCAUUACAGCAAGCUACCAAAAAGGCGGCAGCAGUGAAAAUCUUGAAAAACUUUGACGAGGCGAUAACGGUGGACAUAGCCAGUUUGGACCCAGAGUCCCUGUACCAGCGCCCCUAUGCUGGGUGAGUCUGCAUAACCUCCUCUGGCCUUCUCAGAUAUAUACAGCUGCGCAAAAAAUUAAGAGACCACUGCAAAAUUAUCAGUUUCUCUGGUUUUACUAUUUAUAGGUAUGUGUUUGGGUAAAAAUAAUUUUUUUGUUUUAUUCUAUAAACUACUGACAACAUUUCUCCCAAAUUCCAAAUAAAAAUAUUGUCAUUUAGAGCAUUUAUUUGCAGAAAAUGACAACUGGUCAAAAUAACAAAAAAGAUGCAGUGUUGUCAGACCUCGAAUAAUGCAAAGAAAAUAAGUUCAUGUUCAUUUUUAAACAACACAAUAGUAAUGUUUUAACUUAGGAAGAGUUCAGAAAUCAAUAUUUGGUGGAAUAACCCUGAUUUUCAAUCACAGCUUUCAUGCGUCUUGGCAUGCCAGUCUUUCACAUUGAUGUUGGGUGACUUUAUGCCACUCCUGGCGCAAAAAAUUCAAGCAGCUCGGCUUUGUUUGAUGGCUUGUGACCAUCCAUUUUCCUCUUGAUCACAUUCCAGUAGUUUUCAAUGAGGUUCAGGUCUGGAGAUUGGGCUGGCCAUGACAGGGUCUUGAUCUGGUGGUCCUCCAUCCACACCUUGAUUGACCUGGCUGUGUGGCAUGGCGCAUUGUCCUGGUGGAAAAACCAGUCCUCAGAGUUGGGGAACAGUGUCAGAGCAAAAGGAAGCAAGUUUUCUUCCAGGACAACCUUGUACAUGGCUUGAUUCGUGCGUCCUUCACAAAGACAAAUCUGCCCGAUUCCAGCCUUGCUGAAGCACCCCCAGAUCAUCACCGAUCCUCCACCAAAUUUCACAGUGGGUGCGAGACACUGUGGCUUGUAGGCCUCUCCAGGUCUCCGUCUAACCAUUAGACGACAAGGAGUUGGGCAAAGCUGAAAAUUGGACUCAUCAGAGAAGAUGACCUUACUCCAGUCCUCUACGGUCCAAUCCUUAUGGUCUUUUGGUCCUCUGUAGCUCAGCUGGUAGAGCAUGGCGCUUGUAACGCCAAGGUAGUGGGUUCGAUCCCCGGGACCACCCAUACACAAAAAUGUAUGCACGCAUGACUGUAAGUCGCUUUGGAUAAAAGCGUCUGCUAAAUGGCAUAUUAUUUAUUUAUAUUAUUUUGCAAACCUCAGCCUGGCUCUUCUUUGCUUCUCAUUGAUUUAGGGCUUUUUUCUAGCUUUGCACGACUUCGGCCCUGCCCCUAGGAGCCUGUUUCGAACCGUCCUCGCUGUGCACUUCACCCCAGCUGCCGUUUGCCAUUCUUUUUGUAGGUCACUUGAUGUCAUCCUACGGUUGUUGAGUGACAUUCGAAUGAGUUGGCGGUCAUCCCGGUCAGUAGAGAGUCGUUUUCGCCCUCUGCCGGUCUGUAGCUUUGUUGUCCCCAAUGUCUGCUUGACCUUGUUCUUAUGAACUGCCGUCUUUGAAAUUUUAAGGAUGGAAGCAACCUGACGCUCACUGUAUCCCUCUGCCAGUAAAGCCAGAAUUGAACCCUUUUCCUCACUCAAAACUUUCCUUUUCAACUCUUUUGGCAUGGUCAAUAGUUAUUUUUGGAUUAAUAUUACUUUUGAGGUACUAUUACCACUGUUUUUGCCAUCCAGCUGGUCCUAUUGCAAGAGGAUAGUGAUGACCACAGCAGUGGCUUUUAUACUUUUCCUCGUUAAAUAAGAUUUGGUUCAUGUGAUCACCAAAUUUAGUAGAAAGAGGUGUUGCUGUGUUGGAAUUCAACAGACACUGGAAUGGAAUGGCUGUCAUACAUGUAGAGAUGCUGAUUUAAGAAAAAUUUGCAGUGGUCUCUUAAUUUUUUCCACAGCUGUAUAUUUGUAUAUAUUCUCAGCACUCUGUAAGUACUGUCGUCUGUAAACAACAUUUACUAUUUCAAGUAUUUAAUUUUGUUUUUUUUUAAAAAAAUGUUUCUCUACUGGAUUAAAUUUGUGAAAAUAGUUUUAUAAUGGUGCUAAAUUUCCCCCAUUGCUACCCCUGAACUGUCCUGAUUUUACUACUGUAAUAUUCCCAAAAGGGUUAUUUGAUGCUAGCUAAGUAAGCCAGUGUAAUGGCCACUGAUGUGUGACUAAACCACUCCAAAUACAAACAUGUUUUAAAUGAAUAUGGCCCCGUGUAGCUCAGUUGGUAGAGCAUGGCGCUUGCAACGCCAGGGUUGUGGGUUCGUUUCCCAUGGGGGGCCAGUAUGAAAAAAUGUAUGCACUCACUAACUGUAAGUCGCUCUGGAUAAGAGUGUCUGCUAAAUGACUAAAAUGUAAAAUGAAUAUGUGAUGUUAAAAAGCAUAUUUUCAAAGACUCCACCAUGCGGUCCUCAGUGUGACAGCAGAUUUGUAGGUUAUCCCCAUUACAUUAUAGCAGUCUAAUGGGCCAAACACAGGCUGAUAUAUGGGGUUUGUGUGGCCUUAGGCAGCCCCAGUAGUGUCCUAGUUGCAGUAAGAGAUUAGCCUCGUCCCAGAUCUGUUUGUGCUGGGACCAAAUGACAAUGACUAUAGGAGUUGGCUGUACAGCACAAACGAAUGUGGGACCAGUCUAGUAACAGGGUGCUGUCUCCAUAGACAUCUGAUAUCUAUGACAUCAUUGGCUAUGUCCCCUCUCUAUUCAGAAGAAUGACGUUUGGGAAAGUGAACGAGCUGGGACAGUUCAUAAGGGAGGCCGAACCAGAGCCGGAUGUGAAGAAAUCCAAAGGUAACAGACAAAUACAAAUGUACAUUGACAAUCUAUAUCUUUCUUUCUCUCUUCUCUUCUCCUAUUUUCUCUCUCUUUUCCCUCUCUCUUCUCUUUCCUUUUCUCCACACUCUCUCUACUGUUCAUUGUUGCUUGUAUAAUUUUAGUGCCAUGUCACUCAAGCAUGCAUGGUGUGGGUAUUGUCUUCUAUUCUCAUCCUAACCGCAACCAGAAAGUGGGUUGAAAUAUGUGAGGCACCCCAAAUACAACCCAAGGUGCUUUUAGUUCUUAUAAAAGACUACAGUAUAACAUGAAUACAUUAUUUAGGAUUUCUUAGAAGAUAACAUUCUCUGAGAACAGAGGAAAUCCAUAUAAAAAGUCCUGGACUAAACCUGUAUAUGUUGAAUGCAUUUUCUUAGUAGAUUUCAUGGCUCUAAUCACAAAACAACUUUUCUUCCGAAUGCAUCGAUCGCAUUCUAAGAGAACUCUGUGCUGUGAUUUUUCAUGUACCUCAUAUGUCCAGUAUCUUUCAGAGGAACAAUAGAUGAGAGGCUCAUCCUCUGACUAUUGCCAUAUUCUUCACUCACUCUUCUCUCUCUUCUCACAGGUUCCAUGCUCUCUCUAGCCAUGAAGAAACUUGUUCAAGGCAACUCAGAUGAGGUGUGUAAACCAACAAAACAAGCUCCUCUUGUGUUGAAUCUAUUUGAACUAAUGAAUAAUAGGAAUGAUGAACAUAUUGAAUUGUAACUUGUGUAUGUGUGUUUAGGCCCAGGAGGAGAUGGCCUGGAAGAUCGCUAAGAUGAUCGUCAAUGACGUCGUACACCAGGCGCACCACGACAGUCCUGGCAAAUCCACCAAGGUACGUCAAAUUGUUCCGGAUAUCUGUAUGCCUCAAGCCAUUGCAUUUAUCUAAUACAGUAGGCAACUAUAUAUAUAAAAAAGACUCCUCAGUCAUGACAAGUUUACUGUUGUAUGAUGAUUGUCCAUGUUUCAUUGUCAAUCUCUCUCCCUAGUUAUGACCCUCCAGUGGAGAACCAAAGGAUUGUCACUCCCUUCAUCCAAUAGAGACAGACAGCGUGACAGACAGAUGUCACUUAGUCCAGUGAUGAACUGUACACUGGAUUCACCUUACGGUCAAAUGCAUCAAUGAAGAUAGAAGAACAAAAGCAUUCCAUGAUCUCCUGCAUCAACUUGUACCGGUAUGUGUGUGAAUAUAUGUGCGCAAGCGAAAAACUUGAAGUAUAUCCUCCAUCCAUCCAACUCGUCGUAACACUAUGAAGGCAUCUCUGUGAACGAAUGAAGAGGAAAAAGAAAAGAAAAGCAAACAAAGCAGUUGCACAAAGAGCACCCGACUUCCUUCCUUCCAGAACAGAAAGGAGGGAUGACAAACUAGGACACAAAAUGGUGCGGGAGCUGUCAGAAAGAGCAGCACUUCAGAAAGCAACGGUGCUGCCGUGGUUACCUCUGUUACCAUGCCAUCUAAGAGGUGGCCUAGCCUGCAGUGACCUGAAGCAUCCUUCACUAAGCAAUCACUAAGAAGACUAGGUUGUCCUCUCCAUCUUCUCUCCUUACCCCACCACCACCACCGCCUUUAUGCCCAUUCCUCAUUCUUUGUUUUUAGAUUACAUCUAUUUGAAAGGGGUUAGACUGAUGCCAAAAACAAAUUCAGCUGGAAGUAGGGGCUUUGUACAGUUUUUAUUUUGCGGCAGAUGCUUAUAUUCCUGGGCCCUCCUGGAGUAUUGUAUCAGUGGGGUGGGUUACUAUGAUGAGAUGGUGAGUCAGGUUGAGUCGUCCUGGCCUGCCCUCCUGGCUGUUCCCUAAUGUACUUUAUAGAGCAGGUCAGACAUGUUACAGUCAAACAGGAAUGGACCUUCUUGAUUUCCUGGUCUUGCCAUCCAUCUGUAGCUCUGGCGACCCCUGGCACCUUGUCAAUAUCAUUACAGUGUAGGCUAGUGAAUAAAUACUCCUUAUUAUGGACUGAAGAAGACAUGCUACAGUUGCAAUGAAAGAAGAACUCCAGGCUACUCCAUGUAAUGUUAUAAAUAUGUAGAUUUAUGGUUUACCCCCAUAUAUUAAUGUUAGUUAUUUUUUAUGGUGAUUGUUGCAGUUUUCUUUUUUGUAUGUACUGUCAAAAGCAAUGUCUAAGCAAAUCUCAUUGAAGUGUACUCAGUGAAUAUAAUGUUAAUAUUAUUAUGACUUUGUUUGAACCUCAUUGAGAUGUGUGGAAAAGAACCAGAAAAUACUAUUUUGGUACUAUGUACCACUAAUAUUGUUUUUCUGACCUAUGUGUUCUUAAUCUAUAAUAUAUUUAAAUUGUGUUUCAUUUAAAUAUAUAUAUAUUAUUGAAAUGUUUG
Molecule: messenger RNA, 13610 nt
Organism: Coregonus sp. 'balchen'
Lineage: Eukaryota; Metazoa; Chordata; Actinopteri; Salmoniformes; Salmonidae
Source: the annotation of a GenBank genome assembly